ACGUUGCCCAGAAGUAGGUCACUAUUAUUUUCAUCGGGUGGGAUACAGGCAGGCCAGGCGUCGUGAGACCAGCAGUAGUGCCCGCUAGUGUCCAGCAGACCAACGCAAGCCUGGUUAGCUGACACAGUGUGUAGUAGAUCUAGAGAUCUAGAAUCUAGAUCUAGAAGGCCUAGUGGCAGAUGUCUUUCAAGUGAAAUUCAUAAAGAUGAUAGCUUCAAGGAAGACCAGUUAAUUUGUUUCAUGACUGAUUUGAUUCAUGAUUCAAUUUCAGAAGAGUCAAAAUGAUCGGGAACGAAGUGGUUAUUGAAGUAACUGACCGCAGUCGGAGUAAGCCAAGCUGCAAUGUACUGCUCAGUGAUUUUGCAAACAUGGUGAAAGCCUUCAUAGGCUCCAACUACCUGACGAUUGCCUUUGCCUUCGCUCAAAGUGGGCUUGUGCUGGGCAUUGUGGGUCUGUUCCUUAUCGCUCUGGUCACUGACCACUGCUGCCUCUUAAUUGUCAAGUGCAAGUACCAUGCCAUCCGCCAUGUCCUUGACAAGCACCGGAUGUCUUCCUCCAGUGGUAGCAUCGUCAACUCGAAUAAGUCCCGUCGACUGAUGAGUUCCGAGGAGGAGGGGGAGGAGAGAGAGCAGCAGAGUGUGGAGGAGAGUGAGGAGUUUCAGAAAAUCCAUAAGCAGCUUCAGCGGAGCAUGACCUAUGGUGAUGUAGGCAAGAUAGCGUACGGCAGCUGGGGAGUGUUUAUGGUCAACUUCUGCCUCAUCUUCACACAGUUUGGUUUCUGCGUCAACUAUUUCAUCUUUGUGGGAAACACCAUCUUUGCUCUGUUUCCCACUGUUAACGGGAGCCUGCCUGUCAAUGACACUGGGAUGACAAGCUCAAUGCCUUUGGCACUGGCUGUCGAUCAGGAUAAGGACUUUUCAACACAAUCAUUUAUGUCUACCCCAUUUCUCAACGGGUCAGUGGACUUCAUCUCGAGCUCUCUAGCUAACUUCUCAAAUAUAACAAACGCAACGACGUCCGCUCCCACCACGACGUCCACUCCCACCACGACCAUCGCCACGUCUGCAACCUGGGCUGCGAUGAACACAAGCACGCCCUCUGUUAUCCCAUUGUCAGAUCUGUUCUUGGACGUCUCCCAGGCCCCUGAUCUCAGACUACUGGUCAUCACCCCAUUGCCCAUCUUUGCCGGCUUCGCUUUCUUGCGUGAUGUGCGACACCUAGGCUUUGUCAGUGUUGGAGCUGAUGUCUCCAUCUUCCUGGGCUGUGUGGUCACCAUGGGCUACAUCCUUGUCGGUUUUUCAGUGAGUACAACAUGGCAGCUAUUUGACUGGACCAAUGUGGCAAUAUUCUUUGGCAUGGUGACAUCUUCCUACGAAGGGAUUGGAACGGUUAUCCCAAUCGAGUCGAGCAUGGAGGGCAACAGACACAACUUCUCUAACUUCUUGCAUGGCUCAGUGUUCAUUCUCACCUGCAUCUUGUCUCUGUUUGGCAUUGUGGGAUACCUUCGCUACGGCACCGGCACCGAGCAGAUGCUCAACCAGAACAUGCCAAGUGGCACGCCUGUCAGCAUUGCCAUCAAUGUGUGUCUGUGCGUGGGCGUCAUCCUCACCUUUCCCCUGCAGAUCUACCCAGUCAUUGAACUCUCGGAGAUCUUUCUGUUUGGAGACGGUCGUAUAUGUGGACCCAAGAAGAAGAGAAAAACUCACCAUGUUGAUGAUGAGGACUCUGAAAGUGAUGGGGAUGUGGGUCCCUCAGAGGGGGGCAAAGGUCGGGACAAGGAGGCACUGCUGCCUAAGGAGAAAGUGAACAUUCCAGCUCCGGUGGCUGCCACUGUCUCUGAUGAGGUUUCCACAUGGAAAAGGAAUCUCCUCCGUGUGUGCCUGGUGGUCCUUGCCGCUGGGCUUGCUGUAGUGAUGAGAGACUUUUAUGCGUACGUCGGCUCUUUUGUCGGUGCCUUGGGUAGCUCCCUGCUGGCGUACAUACUGCCUUGUCUGUUUCACCUCAAGCUAUGCUGGGCCCAGCUGCACCCGGGAGUCAAGAUCAAGGACAUCUUGAUCGUCGUGUUUGGACUAGCUGCCAGUGUAGUCAGUUUGUACUCAACUAUAAGGUCCAUUGCAGACAGAUCAUGAACCUUUAGGGGGGUGGG
Molecule: messenger RNA, 2146 nt
Organism: Aplysia californica (California sea hare)
Lineage: Eukaryota; Metazoa; Mollusca; Gastropoda; Aplysiida; Aplysiidae
Exons: 8
Coding region: 282-2129 (615 amino acids)
Biological process (GO): amino acid transmembrane transport
Cellular component (GO): vacuolar membrane
Molecular function (GO): amino acid transmembrane transporter activity
Source: RefSeq, a predicted model, not a curated record